AUGGCAUUUUUAAAACAUUCGUUGAGCCAUCGUGGUAAUGAUGAGGACAAUUUUUCUGAAAAAAGGCAAAACUUAAGAUAUUUUGAUAUUGGUGAAUUACCAAAUCAUUUACUAUUACCAAUAGAUGGUUAUCAACAUCGUGAACUUAUUUCAAUACGAAGAGCCCUGCAAUCGGUUGAAAAUCUACCCGAUAAUAUUGAUUAUAAAAUUAAAAUAGCUUUUGAUAAUUCUCUUCAUGCAGUUGAUGACCUUACACAAAACGAAUCGGCUGCUAUUCAAAUCUACACCAUGGAAUGGUGGCCACAUCACACAUGUGUUUAUUAUGUACUUAAUUAUUUGUUGCGUCUAAAAAAUCGUAAUCUCUUAAAACCAUGGUUCAAUUAUUUAAAAUUGAUAAUAACUGGACUAUACAAAUUAAAAUCAUUUAAAGGUAUUGUUUGGCGUGGUGUAAAACUUGAUUUAAGUCGAGAAUAUCCAAAAGAUAAAAUAUUUGUUUGGUGGGGUUUUAGUUCGUGUACAGAGUCAUUGAAUGUGUUAGAAACAGAACAGUUUCUCGGUAAGAGCGGUCCACGAACCUUAUUUAGUAUUGAAUGUAAAAGCGGAAAAGACAUUCAACAACAUUCAUAUCUAAGACGAGAAAGAGAAAUCUUAUUAUUACCUGGAAGAAAAUUUAAAGUGAAAGGAGCUAUAGAAAUUGCUCCUGGUGCACAUAUUAUACAGUUAAAAGAAAUUGUACCAAAAGUUCCGUUAUUAGCCGAUCCUUCUGAGUCACUUACCUCUGCUUUCUGUCAACUACCAGGAAAUGAUAGCGAUAGUGAUGAUGAUAAUAAUGAUGAUUAUGAUAUAGAUCGAGAGGAAAAUGCUGUUGAAGGUCUAAUUACAAAUCGUCGCGGAAAGGACGUGGUUGAAAUCUAUAAUCAACAACUAACUAAUCAAGAUAUGGAAUUGUUAGCUAAUGAGCUAACAUCAAAUGAAAGAUGGUCUACACUUGAUAUGGCAUCCAACAGCAUAACUGAUAAUGGUAUUGAAUAUCUUUGUGAAGGACUAAGUAAAAACUCUACACUAUCCGCAUUAUAUAUUGAUGAUAGUCGAAUUUCACAUCCUAACAUAAAAUCAAUUGCACAAACUUUAAACAAACAAAGAACAUUAAAAGAGUUAAGUUUAUCAAAGAAUGAUAUAACAGAUCGCAGUUGCGAAGCGUUAAGCGAUAUGUUAAGAAUGAAUAAAAUAUUAGAAAGGCUGCUACUGAGUAAAAAUAAUAUAACAGAUAAAGGUGUUCAACAUAUUCUACAUGCAUUAACAAAUGUAAAUCGAACUUUGAACGAAUUAAAUCUUUGUGCAAAUCACCUGACUGAUAAAUGUAUUGAUGAUAUUGAAGAAAUGAUAGAAGCAAAUCGGACAUUAACAUAUUUAAACUUACAAGAUAAUCAAAUAAGUAAAGGUGGUAAACAACGUAUUGAAAAGAUUGCGCAGAUAAACGAAAAUUUGAUUCUUGAACUUUGA
This is a messenger RNA of Didymodactylos carnosus, 1503 nucleotides long. The record is from the annotation of a GenBank genome assembly. NCBI's taxonomy places the organism in Eukaryota, Metazoa, Rotifera, Eurotatoria, Philodinida, Philodinidae.